Molecule: messenger RNA, 1263 nt
Organism: Aureobasidium namibiae CBS 147.97
Lineage: Eukaryota; Fungi; Ascomycota; Dothideomycetes; Dothideales; Saccotheciaceae
Exons: 4
Coding region: 1-1263 (420 amino acids)
Source: RefSeq, a predicted model, not a curated record
AUGGGCGCUUUCCCUAUAGAGUUCCAACAUGACCUGGAGAAAGAGUCCUGGGCAUUGUACGCACUGGGCAUAGUGGUUAUUGCUCUCCGCAUCUACGCCAGAGCCAGGAAGCUUGGUAUCCGGCAUCUGGAAUUCGAUGACUAUCUCAUUCUGGUGGCAGCCGUCUUUUACACGAUCCUUAUAUUGACGUUGAAUCUUACGGCACAAGGCGGUGGUACCGCGCUUGCUAUGCCAGGAGAAGAUGUAUCUGCACUCACACCAGAACAAGUCAAGGUCAGGCAAAAGGGAGCCAAGAUUGAUCUUGUAGCUGAACAAGCCAUGUUGAAUGUCAUCUGGCUCCUGAAGGUAUGCACUUUGAAGCUAUACAGCCGUCUGACGAUGGGAUUGAGACAACAAAUAGCAGUCAAGAUUCUUGCCAUCUACGUCGCAAUCGGCUACGUAGCAUGUCAAGUCGCCUACUUCGCGGAAUGUACACCUUUCUCGCAAUAUUGGCAGAUCGCUCCAUCUCCGCCUCUGAACUGCAUGGUUCUCUAUGACUAUGCCAUCGUUCAGGCAACCUUCAACAUUUCGUCCGACCUUUUCAUGCUCAUCAUCCCUUUCCCACUCAUCAUGCAAGUAUCGAUAGGAGUUAAACAAAAGAUCAUCCUUCUGUGCAUCUUCUCAAUGGGCAUCUUCGUCAUCAUUGCAGCCACCCUCACCAAAGCCGAAUUCUUCCGCUCCGUCUACGCAGAGGACUACAUGUUCUGGUACACUCGAGAAGCCUCUGUAGCCUUCUACGUUGCCAACCUGCCUUGCAUAUGGCCACUUCUCCGCGAAGCCCUCCCAGCACUCAAGAGCUGGACUCCGGGUUUCAUCAGCAGCUCAGCCUACAAACGGCGCGGCGCCAGCACUACAGGGCUCACAGCACGCACACGCACACGCAACACUGCAAAAAGCAAUCUAGGGCUCUCGAGACGAUCGAUGGAUGAUUUCCACGCCAUCAUGGAGCCGACGCGACCGAAAGAGGCAAAGACAACGACGAAUGUGCAUACAAGGGAGAUACAGCAUUACAGCCAUCAUAUACGGAGUACAAAUCGGGGGAGUAGUAGCGAGUCGAGUGUGGACGAUCUGCCUUUGCAUGGCAUUAUGCAGUCGACGACGAUCGAGAUGUCGGUCAUGGCUUCUGAGCGUAAAGAAGAGGAUCGUGACGAUGCUUCUCAGUCUUCGACGAGGGCGUUUGCGCGCGAUCAUGAUGUUGAGCUUGGGUUUCCUCAUGCGCGUUGA